AUGUGGUGCCUCGCGUCCGCGGCGGCGGCCGCGGGCGCGGGCGCGGGCGCGGGCGCGGGCGGCGAGGCCGUCGGCGCGUGCCGCGCGGGGACGGCGACGGGCGCGGCGUGCGGCGCGCGGCGCGUCGUCGCGUCCGCGACCGGGCGGCGUCUCCGUCGACUCCAUCGCGGUCACCCCCCCGCGCGGCGGUGCGUCGCGACCGCGGCGACGCGACGCACCGCGGACGGCGCGACGUACGACGUCCACGCCGUCGCGGGCGACGGGCGGUGCCUGUUUCGCUCCGUCGCCGCGGCGAUGGAGCUCGCGCGCGCGGGCGCGCGCGCGAGCGACGCGGAGGAGCUGUCCCUCGCGGACGCGCUUCGCGCGCGCGCGUGCGACGAGCUCGUCGCGCGACGCGAAGACGUCGAGUGGUUCAUCGAGGGCGACUUCGAGACGUACGUGGAGCGCAUGCGGAACCCGUGGGCGUGGGGCGGGGAGCCGGAGAUCCUGAUGCUCGCCAGAGCGCUGCGGACGCCGAUCGAGGUGUUCGUCGUCGUCGAGGGAGAAAACGCGAGCGCGCGCGAGGGGGGCGAGCUCCGGAGCAUCGGACGGUACGGCGAGGACGAGGAGGAGGAGGAGGACGGGGACGAGGAGGAGGAGGAGGAGGGGGGGGAGGAGGAGGGCGCGAGCGGAGGGGCGGAGGGCGGCGGCGGCGUCGCGGUGUUGUUUCACGGCGCGGGGCACUACGAAGCCCUCACGCGGUGCGACGACGACGACGCCGCGCGACGAUGA
Molecule: messenger RNA, 771 nt
Organism: Micromonas pusilla CCMP1545
Lineage: Eukaryota; Viridiplantae; Chlorophyta; Mamiellophyceae; Mamiellales; Mamiellaceae
Exons: 1
Coding region: 1-771 (256 amino acids)
Biological process (GO): endoplasmic reticulum unfolded protein response; protein deubiquitination
Cellular component (GO): nucleus; cytosol
Molecular function (GO): cysteine-type deubiquitinase activity
Source: RefSeq, a predicted model, not a curated record